This is a messenger RNA of Brassicogethes aeneus, 3912 nucleotides long. The record is from the annotation of a GenBank genome assembly. NCBI's taxonomy places the organism in Eukaryota, Metazoa, Arthropoda, Insecta, Coleoptera, Nitidulidae.
AUGGAGAAGAAACUUAAAAAUUGGGGCAGAAUGUUUACUAGACACAUUUUUGGAAAACGAGAUAGAUCUCGAUAUUACGGUAAACCUAAGCGAGGAGAAUUUAAAGGAAUUAAUUCCAAAAAUAGGAUGAGGAUCAAGAAAGGAAAAAUACCCCUCCUUCUGGCCGUAGAAGCUGGUAAUCAGUCUAUGUGUAGAGAACUACUAAGUGCUCAAACAGCAGAACAAUUAAAAGCUGCAGCUUUAAAUGGGGAUACAGCUUUACAUCUUGCAGUUCGAAGAAAAGAUAUUGAUAUGGUACGAAUUUUGGUUGACUACGGAACCUCCGUAGAUAUUCGAAACGGAGAAGGGCAAACUCCACUUCACAUCGCUGCCGCUGAGGGGGACGAAGUUUUAGUUAAAUACUUUUAUGGUGUAAGAGCUUUAGCUAAUGUAACAGACAAUCAAGAUCGUACUCCAAUGCAUUUAGCUGCUGAAAAUGGCCAUGCCAACAUAAUAGAAUUGCUUGCUGACAAAUUUAAAGCUAGCAUUUUGGAAAGAACCAAAGAUGGUUCUACUUUAAUGCAUAUUGCAUCUCUAAAUGGACAUGCCGAUUGUGCAAUGAUGUUAUUUAAAAAAGGAGUAUACUUGCAUAUGCCAAACAAGGCGUCCAAAUUAAUGUUAAAAAAGUUUGAUUUUUUGGAAUCAUCAGAUCUUUAUGUGCCCCUUGCAGAAAAAUCAUUAGUAAAAAUAGUGUUUGUGCCAUUCGUAAAUAAAAUAAUGAAUACUGAAGAACAACAAUCAAGUGUUGAGCUUUCGGAAGAUAAUUAUUUUGAUGAUAAAGAAGAAAAUUAUUCCCUUUAUGAAUUCGAUACAGAAAAAGAGGUUGAAUGCGAUCCAAAAAUUAUCGGUGGACGAGUGGUUAGUGCUGCUGACUACAAGCCGGAAGUCGUGGGUUCGAAUCCCACCAGGGGAUGGCUGUUUAUUUGUGUUUGUCCUAUUGUUCAACAGGAAAAAAUUCAACUCUUAACAGUGUUGCCAUCAAAUAUAAGUUUAACAAGAGGUGCAAAACAAAUUAACACGUCUCGAUAUUUUGUAAAGAAAGCUAGAGAGCUGAGUUUGCAAAACGGGAUUCUGUCUGUACCUUCUAAAAACCAGGGUAAAAAAAAUUCUUCAGAAGCUGAACUUAGGGUAAAAGAAUUUUAUGAAUACGACGACGUCAGUUCUAUAAUGCCAGGUCAGAAAGACACCAAAUCAGUUAAGAUUGAUGGAAAAUCCGUUAUUCUUCAAAAACGUUUAAUACUGGGAAGAAGUCGAAUAGUACAUUUUAUGAAAACAGAACAAUAUCCAGUAAAUAAUUACCGGGACAUUUUUUUACUAUCUCUAUGCUGUAACCCGACAGAAAAAUGCUUUUUUAGAGAAUGCGAGCUCUGUUUGAAAAACAACAUCUUAGAAAUUAGCAUAAGAAAGGUUUUUCAAAAAUACAACGUCAACGAAAUCACUCAUAAACAAUGGAUUUCGAAACCUCGAACAGCCCUCGAAACCGUAAAAGUCCCAGUGGAAAUUUACAUACAAAUUUUUUUUAAAUAUGGUUAUAAAUUUCUUUCACAUUCCUUCAUCGCAGAACAACAAGCAAGCUAUUACAGAUCAAUUAAAAACAAUCUACAGAACGAUCAAAGUCUUGUUGUAUGUGAUUUUGCCGAAAAUUAUGCUUUUAUUAUUCAAAACGCCGUUCCAGCACCACAACAAUUUAAAAACGUUAAACAUUUUUCAACAAUUUAUAAUCAUAAGCGAGACUUUGGUCGCUCUGCAACUUGGCAUUAUCAAGCCACAGCCCACGGAAAAGGUCCUUGUGACGGAGCUGGAGGAGCCUUGAAAAGGCAAGCACGAAAGGCUAGCCUUCAGGGCAAUAAUAUAACAACAGCCCUUGAGUUUUAUCAUUGUGCUUUAAGGGAUUCUUCCUUGAGCAAUAUAUCCGUCAUUUAUACUACUGAAAAGGACUAUGAAGCCGAUGGAGCCAGAAGUAUACAUACCGCAGCUAGAUACGGGCAUGUUGGAAUAAUUAAUAAAUUACUAGAAAAGGGAGAAAAAGUGGACGUUACAACAAAUGAUAAUUAUACAGCUCUCCAUAUUGCAGUUGAAUCUUGCAAGCCAGCAGUAGUGGAAACUUUAUUAGGAUAUGGAGCAGAUGUUCAUAUAAGAGGUAAUGUUUUCAAUACAUGUGACACGCUAAGAGGAAAGGAACACGUUCGCUGCGUUAAGGGGUCGAUACGACCCCGUGGAAAAUUAAGAGAAACAGCUUUACACAUUGCAGCAAGAGUAAAAGAUGGCGACCGAUGUGCGCUUAUGCUUCUUAAGUCUGGAGCAGGUCCAAACUUAGCUACUCAUGAUGGACAAACACCGGUUCAUGUGGCUGCUCAGUAUGGAAAUUUGCAAACAUUGCUCUUGCUUUUAGAAGAUGGUGGUGAUCCAAUGUUUAAAAAUAAGCGAGGUGAAACUCCUUUGCAUUUGGCCAGUAAAGGAUGCAGACCAGAUGUUGUUUUACAUUUAAUAAACUAUGUAAAAGAACGAAAAGGCGAAGAAAAAGCUUCACAUUAUGUUAAUGAAGUUAGCGACAAUGAUGAAAGUGCCCUACAUUACAUUUGUACUGUUACUAAGGAAGAAGUAGAAACACCUAAUUCUGACAAGGAAGUUGUAAAACUUCUUUUGGAAAAUGGAGCAGACGUAAAACUACAGACUAGUAAACAUGAAACCGCAUUUCAUUAUGUAGCAGUGGCUGGUAACAAUGAUGUAAUAAUGGAAAUGAUUGCUCAUAUGACGCCUACGGAUGGCCAAAAAGCAUUAAAUAAACAAAAUGUUAAUGGCUGGACGCCACUAGCCAUAGCAUCUCAUAAAGGACAUUUGGAAAUGGUUAAUAAUUUACUUCUUAACCAUGCAAGAGUAGAUGUGUUUGAUGCUGAAGGACGAUCUGCACUGCAUUUAGCAGCUGAACAGGGUUACCUACAAGUUUGCGAUUCUUUAUUAUCUAAUAAAGCCUUUAUAAAUUCUAAAAGUAGAAAUGGCAGAACUGCCUUGCAUUUAGCUGCUAUGAACGGUUAUGUACAUCUAGUUAAGUUCCUUAUAAAGGAUCAUAAUGCUGUUAUAGAUAUACUUACGUUAAAAAAGCAAACACCCCUUCACUUGGCAGCAGCAGCUGGACAAAUGGAAGUUUGUAAACUUUUAUUAGAAUUGGGUGCUGAUAUAGAUGCAACAGAUGAACAAGGGCAAAAACCCAUACAUGCUGCUUGUCAAAAUAACUUUUCAGAGGUCGCAAAAUUAUUUCUUCAGCAACAUCCAAGUUUGGUGAUGGCGACCACAAAGGAUGGUAAUACAUGCGCACAUAUUGCUGCAGCACAGGGAAGUGUAACAGUUAUAGAAGAGCUAAUGAAAUUUGAUAGGCAAGGGGUAAUUUCGGCAAGAAAUAAAAUAACAGAUGCCACUCCUUUACAAAUGGCAGCAGAAGGAGGACAUGCUGAAGUUGUAAAGGCUUUAGUUAGAGCUGGAGCAUCUAUAACGGAUGAAAAUAAAGCUGGUUUUACAGCUGUACAUCUAGCAGCACAGUAUGGGCACAUGCAAGUAUUAGAGGUUCUACGUUCUUCCAAUACAUUGCGAAUAGUUAGUAAAAAACUUGGUGUUACACCUUUGCAUGUAGCUGCCUAUUUUGGGCAAGCUGAUACAGUUCGGGAAUUGCUAACUCAUGUACCAGGAACUGUUAAAUCCGAGUCUCCUAAUGGAGCAUCAUUAGUGCCAACUUUGGGAAAUGAAACAGGAAUGACCCCGUUGCAUUUAGCUUCCUUCUCUGGUAAUGAAAAUGUAGUAAGACUUUUGUUAAAUUCAGCUGGAGUUCAAGUCGAUGCAGCAACACAUGAAAAUGUUGUAGACAAUGAUGUCUGUUAA